Molecule: messenger RNA, 3994 nt
Organism: Trachemys scripta elegans
Lineage: Eukaryota; Metazoa; Chordata; Testudines; Emydidae
Gene: CEP131
Product: centrosomal protein 131
Exons: 26
Coding region: 418-3762 (1114 amino acids)
Biological process (GO): cilium assembly; regulation of centrosome duplication; intraciliary transport involved in cilium assembly
Cellular component (GO): centriolar satellite
Source: RefSeq, a predicted model, not a curated record
GGGGAGGUGGAGGGACCCCGGCCCUAUAGCUCCUGCUGGGGGUAGCAGGUUGUGUCCAGCCCCUGAUUCCUCCAGAAAUUUUUUAAAAUCACCCCUGGGGACCCUGAAUUCCCGAGUCACCUAGGGGAGGGUCACCAUCCUACCAAGGGCUUUGCAGCCCCCUUUCUCUAGUGUAGGGGGAGCUCAGGGUUAGUCCCCAGGAGAGAGGGGCUGUAACAGGGUCCCAAGCUCCUCUUUGCUGCUGGAGCAUCAUUAUAAGGCCUGGAGUCUUCAGUUGCCUUUUUCUCUCAAGCAUCCCCCUCCCCCACCCCCCAAAAAAUAGAUGCUGGGCAAAUAGCCCUAAAUACAGGUGUCCCCAGCACUGUGACGGCUGGAAGUUCAGGCAGUUUUAGGAUUUGUCACCCUCUCCAUCCCACAAUGAAAAGCACCCGCGGCAGUUCCUCAUUCCAAGCCGUCAAUACCAAUGGCUUGGACCUGAGUCUAACAGGCCUCCCACUGCAAGUCUUGCGGCGGCCGAGCAGUGCCUCUCCAGCUAAGCACAUCGCUCGUUCCAUCUCCGUCAUCACCGAGAGCAAGCCCAGAAGGAACACUCCGGAAGAUGCAGGACUUGGCUGCUCCAGAGCCAUUAAUAAUCUCCGGAGAUCCAAUAGUACCACCCAGGUCAACCAGCAAGUGAACGGUGCUUUUCGUGCCGAGCAGCCUGGAGACUUCUUGACCUUCUUUGACAGCAGCUCUGGGGGAAGAAAAAAGCUGGCAAGUCUGAGCAAAACCUCUCCAGAAAAGAAAACCACAUGGAAUAUCCUGGACGAUCAGCCCAGGGUCUUCCCGAUCCCAUCCAGCACCCGCAGCUCCAGCACGCUGGAGUCCCCAGCAGGCAUGAGGAAGAAAGAAACCACUGUGCUGCUGGCACCUAACUUCACUGCCAAUAACAGGAGUAACAAAGGAGCCAUGGGCAACUGCGUCACCACCAUGGUGCAUAACAACUACUCCACCGCAGACAAGGCCUCCACGCCGAAAAGUUCCAACCAAGCAGCAACUUCCCUCAACAAUAUGAUCAAGGCGACCUCGAAUGAGGACAGUGAGAGCAGCAGCUUCAAGAAGUCUCAGAAGAACUUUUCCAGCAACAACAUAAUGCCCCGCAACGACAGCCGCAGCCUGCUCAAGAGGAAGGAGGUGACGGAGGAGGAGGCAGAGAGGUUCAUUCAUCAGGUUAACCUGGCAGCUGUGACCAUCCAGCGCUGGUACCGACGCCACUCACAGAGGCACAAGAUGGGUGCAGCCGCUCUCGAGCACUUGUUGGCUUCCAAGAGAGAGGAAAGACAGCAGCCGCGGAUGGAGGAGGGGAACGUCCUGGACUUGCAGCGGAAGAAGGAUGAGGAGAGACAGAGAAUCCGGGAGGAGAAGGCCCAGCUGGCCCGGCGAGCUGCUAUCCAGGAGCUUCAACAGAAACGAGCCCAAAAGGCCUCUGAUGCGAAGCGCCUCGCGGAGGAGGAGCUGGUGCUGCUGAAGGAGAGCAGACGGGUGGGAAGGAAAAAACCCACCAAGCCGGCCUCUGUGAAGAACAUCAGUCCCUCCAACAGCGUCGUCAAAGCCAAUAAUGCAGAUGCAAAUUUCCGCGCAGCAGCUGCCGAGCCCGAAGAAAUCUCCCCCCCAGGGCCCGGUUCGGGCACUGGACAGGAUAACGCGGCAGAGGACAAACCGCAGGAUGUGAACUCCAGAGAGCUGGCCAGUGAGGAGCUGCAGACGGUGGUCACUGCGACCAGCAGAGCCCAGUCCAAGGUCACCCUCAAUGAGCUUCUGGACACCCUCAAACUGCUGGAGGAGGAGCCGGAGCUGAUGCCCCAACCUAAGCUCUACAAGAAAGACAAAUAUGCCUGGAUAGAUGGGACUCCUGUGUCCAUGAAAUCGAGACAUCUUCUCCCUGAGCAGGAGGCCGACUCAAACUCCCUGACUGCUGACAACCUGGAGAAGUUUGGAAAGCUGAACCAUUGCCCCGGCGUCCCUGGGGACGGGGCUCUGCUCUCCGAAGCCAAGAUCCAGAGCAUCAUCACCUUCCUGGAUGAGAUGGAGAAGUCGGAGCAGGAGCGGCCCAGAUCUGCUGCCUCUGCCACUCAGCAGGAGGGGCUCUUGUCUGAAGAGGAGGUGGCCCACCUGGAGCAAGCUUCAGCCGUAGCAACAGAGGUCACCAGCUCCAUCAUGAGGCUGAAACUGGAGGUGGAGGAGAAGAAGCGAGCCAUCACCCUGCUGCAGACCGCGCUGGCACAGCAGCGGGAACUGACCGUGCGGCACGUCAAAGAGACUGAGAAGGAGCUUGGCCACCAGCUCCAGCUGCAGAGAGAGCAGUACGAGGCUGCUAUCCAGAGACACCUGGCCUUCAUCGACCAGCUGAUUGAUGAUAAGAAGGCUCUGAGUGAGAAGUGCGAGGCUAUGGUGGCAGAGCUGAAGCAGGUGGACCAGAAAUACACCAAGAAGAUUUCCCAAAUGCAGGAGCAGCAUGAGCUGGAGAUCAAGAAACUCAAGGAGCUGAUGAGUGCGACUGAGAAAAUCCGCCGAGAGAAAUGGAUUGAUGAGAAAACCAAGAAGAUCAAAGAAAUCACUGUGAAAGGGCUGGAGCCUGAGAUCCAGAAGCUAAUUGCCAAACACAAGCAGGAAAUCAAGAAGCUGAAGACGCUGCACGAGGCAGAGCUGCUUCAGUCGGACGAACGGGCAGCCCAGCGCUACAUCCGCCAGACAGAGGAGCUGAGGGAGCUCCUGGAGCGGGAGAAGGAGGAGCAGGGCCAGCGGGAGAGGGAGCUGGCCAGGCAGCGGUACGAGAAGCACCUGGAGCAGGAGGAGCAGGCACUCCAGCAGCAGCGCCGCAGGCUCUACGGCGAGGUCGCUGAGGAGAAGGAGCGGCUCAGUCAGCAGGCAGCCAGGCAGAGAGUGGAGCUGGAGGAGCUGAGGCGGCAGCUGGAGGAGAACGGCUCCAUAGUCACCAAGGCGCUGAAGGAGGAGUACGAAAAGGGGAAGGAGGAGCAGGAGAGGCGGCACCAGGCGGAGGUGAAGGUGCUGAAGGACAGGCUGGAGAUUGAGAAGCAGGCGUGGGAGGCUAACUACAUGAAGAAGGAGGAGGCCUGGCUGCUCUCCCGGGAGCGGGAGCUGAAGGAGGAGGUGAGGAAAGAGAGGGACAAAGAGAUCGAGCUGGUCAUCCAGCGCCUGGAGGCCGACAUGUCGUCUACCAAGGAAGAGUGCGAGAGGGUGGCAGAAAACAGGAUAAAGAGGGUCCGAGACAAGUACGAAGCGGAGCUGCAGGAGCUGGAGAGGUCUGAGCGGAAGCUGCAGGAGCGCUGCAACGAGCUGAAGGGGCGGCUGGCUGAGCGGGAAGGCGAGAACAUGCACCUGCAGGGCCUCGUGAAGCACAAGGAGCAGGAGGUGGAAGACAUCAGGAAGGUGAAGGACCAGCUGGCCAAGGAGAGGAGCAGCCUGUCGGAGGUGAUUCGCCAGGAGUUUGCGGACAGGCUGGUGGGGACGGAGGAGGAGAACAAGCGGCUGAAGGCAGAGAUGUCGGAGAUGCGAGCCCGCCAGCGCCUGGAGCUAGACAGGAUAGCCCGGGACAAGGAGGAAGAGCUGGAGGAGGUUCAUAAGAGAGUGAAGAUGGCCAUCGUGAAGAAAGAGGAGACGGUGAAUGUUCUUCGGAAACAGUACGAAGCAGCUAUGAAGCGGGCAGACCACCUGGAAGCCCUGCUAGAGCAACAGCGAAAACAGCUGCUGGCUACUAACUAGCAACCAGGGCGCCGUCCCCCUCCCGCAGUACGGCAGGAACAGGGGCUCCCGUUGCCCAGGAAGUUGCUCUGUGGUCGCGGGGCUGGAAGUGGAGUCUCCCCCUCCUCCUGUGCUGUUCUCUUUUUACAACUUCCGUUACUUGUGCCUCAGCCCGACCCCUUGCUGGAGAGGACUCCCAGUGCUCAGGCUUUUGUGUGGUAUUUUAACAGUAAACUGCGUGCGUGUUUCUAAA